Messenger RNA from Oncorhynchus tshawytscha (Chinook salmon), 2461 nucleotides. RefSeq names its product multiple C2 and transmembrane domain-containing protein 1-like. The transcript has 21 exons. Gene Ontology annotation, molecular function: calcium ion binding. The record is from RefSeq and is a predicted model, not a curated record. NCBI's taxonomy places the organism in Eukaryota, Metazoa, Chordata, Actinopteri, Salmoniformes, Salmonidae. Gene Ontology annotation, cellular component: synaptic vesicle membrane. Bases 56 to 2302 code for a protein of 748 amino acids. Gene Ontology annotation, biological process: regulation of neurotransmitter secretion.
AUAGGACAGGAAGCCAGUGGUAGCAGCUGUAGUGUGGAGCUGGCUCUGAGUCUGGAUGUUAGCGCUGUCUCUCUCCUCCGUGGGACGAAGCCUGACUGGCAUCAACAUCGCGGGGUCAAGUAAUGCUGAGACCGCUCCUCCUGCCAACCCAGGGAUGUACCAACUGGACAUCACUCUAAAGAGGGGACACAACCUCGCCAUCAGGGACAGAGGAGGGACAAGUGAUCCGUAUGUGAAGUUCAAGAUUGCGGGAAAGGAGGUGUUCAGGAGCAGGACCAUCAAUAAGAACCUGAACCCGGUGUGGGACGAGAGGGUCAGCCUACUUGUGGACAGCCUCCGAGAACCUCUUUAUGUCAAGGUGUUUGACUAUGACUUCGGCCUUCAGGAUGACUUCAUGGGUUCUGCCUACCUCUACCUGGAGUCUCUGGAACACCAGAGGACCCUGGACGUGACCCUUGACCUCGAGGAUCCCCAGUACCCCGAACAUAACCUGGGAACUCUAGAGCUGGCAGUCACACUGUCACCCAAAGAGGGAGACUUCAGGGAAGCACAGCAGCAUUCGAGUAUGCGGUUGUCAGAUGUCCACAGGAAAGCUCAGCUGUGGAGAGGUAUAGUGAGCAUCAGUCUGAUCGAGGCUCAUGACCUCCAGCCUAUGGACGCCAACGGCUUCAGUGACCCCUACGUCAAGUUCAGACUGGGCCAUCAGAAAUACAAGAGCAAGACGAUACCCAAGACUCUGAACCCACAGUGGAGAGAGCAGUUUGACUUCCAUCUUUAUGAGGAGCAGGGGGGCUUCAUCGACAUCACCGUCUGGGACAAAGACGCAGGCAAGAAGGACGACUUCAUGGGCAGGUGUUCGAUAGACCUGUCACCGCUCAGUAAAGAGCACACUCAUAAGUUUGAUCUACCGCUGGAGGAGGGCGAGGGCAUGCUGGUGCUGCUGGUCACCCUCACGGGGGCAGCUGCUGUGUCCAUCUCGGACCUGUCGGUCAACAUCCUGGACGACACACACGAGAGACACCAGAUACGACAGAGAUAUAGUGUGCUGAGGUCGUUCCACAACCUGAAGGAUGUGGGAGUGGUCCAGGUUAAGGUCAUCAGAUCAGAGGGGCUGAUGGCAGCAGACGUCACAGGGAAGAGUGACCCCUUCUGUGUGGUGGAACUGAGUAACGAUCGGCUACAGACACACACGGUCUACAAGAACCUCAACCCCGAGUGGAACAAGGUCUUCACCUUUAACGUGAAGGACAUCCACUCGGUGUUGGAGGUGACGGUGUACGACGAGGACCGAGACAGGAGCGCAGACUUCCUGGGUAAAGUGGCCAUCCCUUUACUAAACAUUCAAAAUGGUGAACGGAAAGCCUACGCUUUGAAAAGCAAGGAGCUGACAGGGCCAACAAAAGGGGUCAUCUUUCUGGAAAUAGACGUGAUUUUCAACGCUGUAAAGGCAGGUCUCAUGACGUUGAUACCCAAAGAGCAGAAAUACAUAGAGGAUGAGCCCAGAGUGUCCAAACAGUUGCUUCUGCAAAACUUCAACAGAGUGAGACGAUGCAUCCUGUUCCUCAUCAAUGCCGGCUGCUACAUCAACAGCUGCUUCGAAUGGGACUCAACUCAGAGGAGCAUCUGUUCCUUCCUGGUCUUUGUUCUGGUAGUGUGGAACUUUGAACUCUACAUGAUUCCUCUGGUUCUGUUGCUGCCGCUGGCCUGGAACUAUAUCCUCAUCUCUUCGGGGAAGGACACCAGGCAAGAUUUUCAAGCGAUGGAGGACUUGCUGGAGAAUGAGGAUGAGGACUAUGACAAAGAUGACAAGGUGCCUAGACCCGGCCCUUCGGAGGACAGGCGACUGCCUGAAAGCCAUAUCCUCGAGGAUAUGUUGGCUUCCUGGCACUUUGAAUGGAUACGGGUGAUGUUGGACCCGGAGAGAAAGGGCUUCAUCAACAAGCUGUAUGCCAUUCAGGAUGUGUGCAUCAGUGUGCAAAAUGCCCUGGAUGAAGUGGCAUCCUAUGGCGAAAGGAUAAAGAACACCUUUAACUGGACAGUGCCUUUCCUAAGCUGGCUGGCCAUCGUGGCUCUAUGUGUGGCCACUGUUCUCAUCUACUAUAUCCCCCUACGCUACAUCGUCCUGGCCUGGGGGGUGAAUAAAUUCAGCAAGAAGCUCCGUGACCCGUAUACCAUUGACAACAACGAGCUCUUGGACUUCCUGUCCAGAGUCCCCUCAGAUGUUCAAGUGGUGCAGUACCGAGAGCUGAAAGUGGAUCCCAGUCAUAGUCCAAAUAAAAGAAAGAAAAACAACCCGGGAUAACUGGCUUUGCCCACCCACUGAAUCUUCCCUCCCUCACCCGUCCAACGCCACGAAGCAGAGAAACACUGGUUUGAACCAGCUGAACACUCUCCCUCUCUCUCUCUCUCUCUGUCUCUCUCUCUCUCUGUCUCUCUCUGUCUCUCUCUGUCUCUCUCUGUC